ACAAAGCAUUUAUAAAUUACUAUCAUGAAUGGUUGGGAAAGCCGAAAGUGACAAAUAUCUCAAAUUCACUAUCCCACGUACAGAACAUGUUAUCGGAUCCGCUCUCUGGCCAGGUAUUUAUACAAAAGGAAACAAGGUUAAAUAACAGACUUGUAUCAGACGUCAUGCGCUAUGAUCCAGUCAGCAAUACAUUUGAAAACAUUAUGAGAAUCCAUACGGCAUAUGAAGGGGUAGCAUUUGAUUACAUUGGCAAUAACUUGUAUAUAUCAAACACACAAAACAAAUCUAUCGAGGUAUACAAUGUAAAAACCUUGGCAAUGACGGUCAUUCAUUAUUUUCAAAAUUAUCCUUUAUCUAUUGCAUUAGCGCCCGAAGAAAGCAAAAUGUUCGUACUGUUCAAAACAGCCAGAAAUUGGCAUAGCGAUUCUUAUAUAUAUGAAAUGAGAAUGGACGGACUUGGUGAAAGAAAGUUAGUUACGAACUUGACAGGUCUAACGGUACCAUCAAUGUAUUACGAUAGAGACAGUAGAACACUCUUUCUGAGUGAUCGGAAUGCUGGUUCCAUCUUAUCUUACUCGAAUAACGACACGCAUGUUUUUCGUACUGGAUUAAAGAUGCCUAAAAGUCUUACUGUCGCCGGUGACAAUAUUUUUUGGAUUGAAGUGUCGUCGAGGGCAUUAUACUGGACAAGUUUUAAAGCAGUUUCGAACCAUAAAGCUGUUGCGUUCCAUAUACCCGAUGGCCUUAUUGUUCGAUCAAUGAUGUCACUUGUGGUAACUUUGCGCAAAGAUGCUAAACAGGAGCACGAUUGUCAGAAAAAUAAUGGAAAUUGCUCACACGUGUGUUUGCUUUCCUCCAUUACUUCAUUUAUUUGUGCUUGUCCUCCCGGAAUGGAGCUAUCAUUAAAUGACAAUCGUACGUGCAUUUUGCAUCAUGAAUGUCCUAAGAACGAAUAUAAAUGCAGCGAGCACAACGUGUGCAUAAAAAAGGAGCAAUUGUGCGACGGUGUCGCGCAUUGCCCGAACGGUGAAGAUGAGACGAUAGAUUGCAAGGAAAAGGGGAAACGUUGCAAGGAAGAUCAGUUCAUGUGUAAAAACGGCGAGUGCAUCAGUUCGAAAGGUCGUUGUAACUCGCAUUUUGAUUGCGCCGAUCAGUCGGACGAGGAGAACUGCGAAAAACCGAAGUGCAGAAAAAAUGAAUUUCAAUGUCGCGAUGGAACUUGUAUACUGGAUGCCAAAGCAUGCAAUGGCGUUUUCGAUUGUGGCGAUUAUAGCGAUGAGCAAUUUAAUUAUUGCGAAUCGCGCACGUGCGCUACAGACAGAUUCAUGUGCAACGAGGGUAAUUGCAUUCCGAAGAGUUUCGUAUGCGACGGCCUGCCCGAUUGCAUGGACGGAUUGGAUGAAGCACACUGUAAGCCACAAUACCCAAUCGUCAAUAUCAGUUCAAUAUCAACGAACCGAUGUCAAGAUGGAUAUUUCCAAUGCGCCAAUGAUAAUUGCAUAUCUCUUUCGCUGAAGUGCGACGGCAUCGACGAUUGUCACGAUGGCAGCGACGAGAGACAUUGCUCAAGUGAACUAAAUUACAUGGUUAAUUGCACCGCGAAUGAGUAUCACUGUUUGAACACUAAUUUAUGUCUCCCGAAAAAAGUAAGAUGCAACGGCGUAGAUGACUGUCCGGGACACGAUGACGAGCACGAUUGCAAUCUUUGUUCCGAGGGAUAUUUUGCCUGCGACAAUAAGAAGUGCAUUCGGGAGUUUUGGGUAUGCGACAAGGACGACGAUUGCGGCGACAAUUCAGAUGAGAAGGACUGCGACGGCAAUAAAAAGAUGAUCACCGAAUCUGGCAAAUGUGACGAAUUCAAGUGUUUUGCCGGCACUUGUCUGCCAUACAGCAAAGUAUGCGACGGUAAUCGAGAUUGUCCAGACGGUAGCGAUGAAAACGGAAAAUGCCAGAGCGCCUGUACGAGGAGGGACAAUUAUUGUAAAGGUGUAUGUUACAAGACACCAUUAGGCGCAGCUUGCGGCUGUCAGGAUGGAUAUCGCUUGGCUGCCGAUAUGAUUUCUUGCGAGGACAUAAACGAAUGCGAACAGGACGUUUGCUCGCAAAUUUGUCGAAACACUGUGGGCUCUUACGAAUGCUCGUGCUACGACGGAUAUAUUCCCCGUUAUGACCAAGUUUCUUGCAGAGCUAUCGGACCGACAAUGGAAUUCAUUACUGCCAGUGAGAAUGAUAUUAGGAGGAUCUCGUCUAAUUUACACUUCGUUGAAAUAAUUGAUUCAUUAACGGACUCGAGUGUAAGCGGUCUCGACGUGAACGCGAUCCACGACACUGCUUAUUGGAGUAGCGAUGAGUUCGGCACUAUUAAAAAAAUCAACGUUUCAACGAAGAAAAUAAGCACAGUUAGGAUUGUUGAGCAUCCGCAGGCACUCGCAGUCGAUUGGAUUACUGGUAACGUCUAUGUCAUUGAUAACGGCCGGCCGAAUACGAUUAAGGUAUGCGAUUUGGAGAAACAAAUAUGUGCGACGCUGGUCAAGAUAGAAGAUAAUAAGGCAAAAGUAGUGUCCCUUAUAGUUGACCCGAUUAACAAAUUGCUAUUCUGGACUCAAAUCACUUGGGAUACGGUCCAGCCGUCCAGCAAAAUAUAUCGAGCAGAUAUGAUGGGCUUGGACAUAAAGAUGAUCAAUUCUCAUACAGGCUUCGUGACCGGGAUGGUAAUCGAUCAUAUAAAAUCUAAAUUAUAUUGGUCGGACAGUUACCUGAGAACCAUUGAAUCAUCUAAUUUGGAUGGAAGCCAAAAUAGCACGUUCUUACUAACAAAUAUAUAUCGUCCGUUAGGCAUCGGUAUGUAUGAGCAGUCGCUUUACUGGUUUAUGGGCUCGAAUGGUCAACUGCAAAGUUGUAAGCUGUAUGGUAAAAGACAGUGCGAAACGAUAGAUCUAGGCACAAAUAAUAUUCACAAGUAUUUCGCGAUUCAUCAUAUUUCCACACAACCUUCCGGUAAAAAUCCUUGCGACGGAAAGUAUUGUGACUAUAUGUGCGUUCUGAAGAAGGACAACGCAACAUGUAUUUGUUCAGAUGGUCAACCGAUACAGUCCAAUAGCACUUGCUCGACAAUGAAUGAGGUGAAACAUGCUCCUAGAAGCAGUUGCUCGUCAAGGAAUACACGGAAUACAAGUGGCGUUUAUAGCAUAACAAUAAUCGUAUUGUUAGUUUGUGUUCUGGCGUUAUGUGUUUACUACUACUAUCAAAAAAACAGAUUAAAAUCGAAAUCAGCAAGCGAUUUAAGCUGCAACAGCAUUCGCUUCCAAAAUCCCUCGUAUGAUCGAAGCGACGAGGUUGAAGUAACACUCAACUCGAUAGCCACAGAUUUAGCUUCUGGACAGCACGAAUAUGUUAAUCCUAUCGAUGAAAAAUUUUUGAAGACUGCAAUGGAAUAUAGCACACAGAGAUCAGAUGAAUGCUCGGAGGAAAAGAAUGUCGAAGAGACAGAUAAAGAAAGCGCGUUGCUAUAUUUCGCAAAUUAAAAUAAUUCAACUACACUCGGGGAAAUAUCUCAAGAGUUAAUGUGUAAAAAUGAAAAAGUUAUUAGUUAGUUAACAAGAUGUUUUACAUGACUAAACAUUUCUUAAUGUUUAGUAUUAUAAAUAGCAAGACGCUAUUGGUGAAUGUGCCUAUAAAUGUAAUGUAUAUAUAGAUAUUAUGUACGUAAUUCACAAUCAGACACUUGGAUAUACUUAUUCAUAAUCGCUAUGCGUUAAGUAUACCAAAUGGGUUACGUUAUGUAUAGCCAUGUUCUACAAUAUCUGUAUCAAACGUGAAUAUUUCUUAGCCUACGCAUUUCGUCACUGCCGGGUGAAGCGAGGCGGAUUGUCGUUCUUAUCAGCAAUUUCGAUUUGGAACACCUGUUGUCCUUUAUAGUGCUUGCCGGUUCUGAACAAGGCACUCGGAGAAUUAUCCGUUGCUAUUAUUUUCACAUUGUAGAUAUAUCUUUGACUUCUCUGUCGAAUGUCACUAACGUGGUGAUAUUACCAGUUUGCGGGUCGAUGGCAAAGAGGUCCUUGAAGUUCUCCAACUCGUAGCUAACCUGAUUAUUAGCGGAUGUUCCAUCAAUGUCAAUGGCUCGCAGUUGCAACACAGGAACUCCUCGGGGUUCGUUCUCUAACACGCUUCCUCUUUUGAUAUUACGUAAGACCGAAAUGUUGUCAUUUAUGUCUAGAACUUUGAUAUCGACCACCGUUUCAGCAGCUAUAUAACUGAUACUUGUUUUGUACUCUCACUAUUAAUGAGUAUUGCGUGUUACUCUCGUAAUCAAGAUGCUGAGAAAGCUUGAUAUUUGUUACAUCUUUAUUGGAUUCCAAUCUAAAAGUGUUCUUCUUGUUGGUUUGUUCUGUCCGGCCGGUCACGAGCUCAAACAGUAGAUACGAAUUGUCCGAAUUACUAGAAUUUUCGAUGUUGGAAACCGCUUUCAAACGGACAAUACUAGAAUCGAAGUCGUUAAAAUUCUCAUGGGUAUUGGGUAAAUGAUGAAAAGUAAAAUAUGGCUAUAUAAAGUGUUGUUAUGUAAAAUAUAUUUAUUCUUAAUUGUUUUUGCAUGUUCUAUUUCAAAUUUGCAACAUGCUCAAGCAUGAUGUAAUUUUUAUACAAGACUAUAAGCUAUAAAAAAUUUGUACAUACAUUCAUUUAUAAUAUAUCAACAUCAACAUUUAUAUCAACAUUAUGUAUAUUCUCAUACAUGAAUUAUCCGUUGAAUUAUCUAUCGUAAUACGUCAUAAAAAUAUAAUAUUGUUUUUACAAUUUUGUAAAAUAUUUAAU
Temnothorax curvispinosus is the source of this 4812-nucleotide messenger RNA. Its product is annotated as vitellogenin receptor-like. Lineage: Eukaryota; Metazoa; Arthropoda; Insecta; Hymenoptera; Formicidae. The transcript is spliced from 19 exons. Gene Ontology annotation, molecular function: protein binding; calcium ion binding. Bases 87 to 3524 code for a protein of 1145 amino acids. The record is from RefSeq and is a predicted model, not a curated record.